Molecule: messenger RNA, 1466 nt
Organism: Oncorhynchus mykiss (rainbow trout)
Lineage: Eukaryota; Metazoa; Chordata; Actinopteri; Salmoniformes; Salmonidae
Source: RefSeq, a predicted model, not a curated record
UUUACUGUAAGCCAACUAUUUGAAGCCAUAAGUGAAAGAUCUGAGUAACGAUUUGGUCAGCCUGUUUUUUACAGAUAAAUCCCAUUUUACAUGUUAAGACACUUCCAAAGCACUUUUAUAAUAAUGUCCACAUGGGGGGGCUGAUACCGUCUGGAACACAUUCGGCGUGGGAAUGAGUUGCCCCCUCCUUCCCACUGCUGGGAACAGUCAAACGAGGCUGAACCACAAAGUGAAAGUAAUUUCUUAGCUCGUAAGAUUUGCCACGAGGACUGGACUAUAGGGAGAUUGGAAUCAAAUUGUGUGAACCCUUUCCUGUGGAGAGACCACAGUUUCACAGAACCCCUGUUUGUUUUUCUACUAAGGAGAAAGGCCUUAACAUGGCAUUAGUCUUCAGCUUGUCCACUCAUGUUUCUCCUCAUCACUGGGAUGGAGACAUCCAAAAGUCUAAGUCAGGGCCCAGAGUUGAAGCAGGUCAUCCAGGUGGACUCUGGGAAGGAUGCAGUCCUGGAGUGCUCUUUGAACUUCAAUGGGAUAUCUCCUGGUAAUGUAAACAUAGAGCUGGUCGUGUGGCGGAGGUUGGACCAGAAUGAUCUUCACAAAGGUGGACCUGUGUUCAAAUGCAACAUAUUCAAUCAACAAUCCUCCAAUCCCAGGUUGCAGCUGAACCCAAAAUAUCAGCUUCCCAUGCCACCUGCCAAUGAGAAAGACAAAGUUGUGUCCCUGUUGGUCAAAGAAACCCAGCCUGAAGACGAGGGUCCGUAUGAGUGUGUGGUGAACACUGACAGUGGAAUCACACAUUGUAACUUCAUGCUGAAGGUCACAGUGUUACAGUACGAGACCAGCACUGAAAAGGAGAUUCCAAAGAACAGUUACAUGAGUGUGGCUGCUGUAUGUGUGGUAGUAGGCUCUCUUGCCAUUGGACUGCUGCUUCUCAAGCUGUUUCAAGCCAGAAGACUCAGACAAGAUGAACCAGUGACACAGGAAGACUCUGUUGUGGCAGAAGAGCCUGAGGAUACAGCAGUCCCAGCAGAGCACCAGGACAGGACUGUUUCCGUAGCGUCGGAGUGUUACCAGGAGUGUUACCAGGAGUGUUACCAGGAGUGUUACCAGGAGUGUUACCAGGAGUGUUACCAGGAGUGUUACGAUUCUGGCACUGUAAUUAAAAGUAUUCAACCCCUGUAGAUUUCUUCACAUUUUGUUACAAUGAGGAAUACAAAUUGAUUUAACUGUUAUUCUGGAGAUGGGAUUUUGUCCUGUGUUUUGGUGGUGGGGAGUGCAGACAGGGCUGGAGAGAGCUGGCUGUGGUUAUGUCCUGUGUUUUGGUGGUGGGGAGUGCAGGCAGGGCUGGAGAGAGCUGGCUGGGGUUUUGUCCUGUGUUUUGGUGGUGGGGAGUGCAGGCAGGGCUGGAGAGAGCUGGUUGGGGUUUUGUCCUGUGUUUUGGUGGUGGGGAGUGCAGGCAGGGCUGG